Dalotia coriaria is the source of this 1883-nucleotide messenger RNA. Its product is annotated as nucleolar protein 11. The coding region runs from base 95 to 1843 and encodes 582 amino acids. NCBI's taxonomy places the organism in Eukaryota, Metazoa, Arthropoda, Insecta, Coleoptera, Staphylinidae. Gene Ontology annotation, molecular function: RNA binding; protein binding. The transcript is spliced from 4 exons. The record is from RefSeq and is a predicted model, not a curated record. Gene Ontology annotation, cellular component: nucleolus; nucleus. Gene Ontology annotation, biological process: maturation of SSU-rRNA.
CUUUGUGUUCUUGCUUGCUUGUGGCACAUGUUCAAAUAACCAAACAAAUAAUUCAUAACAGUCGUCGUUAAUAUUAAUUCAAAAUCCAUUAAUUAUGGCAAAAUUGGGUUCUUAUUAUGGUUUAUGUCCCAUAAUUGAUCAAAAAAGUCUGCUGGGAAUUAAUAAUGAUUCAGAAUCAGGGCAAGUUCUUGUCACACUUGGCAAAAACAUUGCCAUCAAAUAUAAGCUUUCAGAUCAGAAACAGUUAAUUAGUUGGCGCACCAAAGAUAAAUUCACCUCUCCAGUAAUUUACUGCACAGAGAAACAACAAUAUUGUGCAGUCUUUAAUCAAAUGUACCUGAAGUUAUGGAAUGAUGAAGGUGAACAUUUGGACAAACACAAAAAAUUAAAGUUUAACAAACCAAUUCACACUCUUGUAAACUGCAAAAAUCACACAUUUGUUGUGUUUCAAAAUGGUGCUAUUAUUCUGCUAGAUAAAGCACUAGAAACUCGUAAGGAAUUAGAACCAGUUGCAGUUGUCCAAGAGAAUGAAACUAUUUCAGAUGUUCUUAUCAUUCAACAUAAGAAUAAAUUGUUUGGUGGACUGAUAUUAGAAAGUGUAAAUCACAAAACAAUUGUUUUUGACAUUCUUGAUGAUACAACAGAAAAUAUUAGACUUGUUCUAGACAAAGAUGGCGUUGAUUUGUCCGGAUAUGUGUUGUCUAUGAACAAUAUUCAGGAAAUUGUUCUCUUGACUUUGUGGUCUGAUGGAAAAAUGUUUUCACAUUCACUAAAUGGUAAAAAUGAAGAAACAUUUAUAACAGUUUUAGAUUCAAUCUCUUGCAAGGAAGCUGUAACAAUGUUCGCAUUAAAUGAGGAUUAUGUAGCUAUGUACGGCGCGGAUAAUUCUCAAGAGGGUGCACUCUUAAUCAUCUACAAUAUUCAAUUUAAAGUAACGCAGUGCAAACAACCUUUCAAGUUAUACACCAGCGGAACAAAACUCUGGUGUCUCGAAAACAAUUUAUUUUUAUGUGUUGGACAAAAUUUAGCGGUUGUCCCGCAUCAUUUAAGCACCGAACAUUUAGCAACUUUAGUUGGCAGCCACAAAGUCAAAAUCAACGAUCCUGAUAUUACAAUUGUCCAGGAACUUAUUGCGACUAACUGGGACGAUACAAAACGAUCAAAACAGAAAAAAACCGCCUACAACGAUCGAGUACAAGAGUUAUCACAACAAGGGUGGCCAGAAACUGCAAUCAUUGAAGAUAUUUUACCUAAACAUAUGCAAGAAAAUGACUUGCAGUCGAUUGAAAAGUGUCUAGGAUACUUUGAAGACAUCCCGGAAUAUUUUCGCGUGAAACUGUUAAAUUAUUUACUGUCACUUGAUAGUGAACAGUUUAAUUCCAAGGUGACCGAUGAGAAAUUGCCUGAUUCUCUCGCACCGAUCGAGCGGUGUCACCUGAUUGAUAAGAUUUUAAUGUCUCCUCAUAGUAGUAUUGUUCUUUUACCACAAUUACGUGCGCAUAUGUCCUUGAAUAACGCUUUAUUACUUCUAAGGUAUAUCUGUUACCUAUUAUCUGAAGAUGGGCACAUUCUAGGAGAAAACGUUACUGAAGUUGAACGAAAAUUAAUCGAUUGGGGUUGUGUGCUUCUAGAUGCAAAUUAUCAGAAGUUUAUUCUGACUAAGGAUCAGAAAAUCGUUGAGAUUCUGAACUAUUUCAAUCAAUUGGUUAAAGCUAAUCUAUGCUGUAUAGAUCAACUUCAGGAAUUGUCGCCAAUUGUUUCUAGUUUGAACAGCGGAAACUAUCAAAAGAAUAAGUUGCUUAACAAUGCAACUUAUUCGAUUGAAGAAAUCAAAUUGUAUUGAAUUUUAAUACACUAAACAUUAAAACUACGUCAAAUACAAA